Molecule: messenger RNA, 1187 nt
Organism: Sander lucioperca (pikeperch)
Lineage: Eukaryota; Metazoa; Chordata; Actinopteri; Perciformes; Percidae
Gene: bola1
Product: bolA family member 1
Exons: 2
Coding region: 188-640 (150 amino acids)
Cellular component (GO): mitochondrion
Source: RefSeq, a predicted model, not a curated record
CAGACACUAGAAAUGGUUAAAAUAAUGCAGCUUCCAGCAGUGCAGCUACAGGACUUCAAAGCGUUAAAAAAACAAAAAACAAAAAAAAAACUACACAACCCAGAUGAUGUUCUAGCACUUCCGGUUAGUGUUGCGUUUACGGUACCAGGGACGGAACUUGCAAGGUGGUCUCCUGCCACAACCUCUGAUGCUGCCUACUGUCCUCCGCUGUGUUCGGCCCAUCUCUACCAGUCUUGCCUUAAACCGGCCUCUGGCCCACUUCAGACCACACAUGGACCCCGACCCGAGCCGGCCCAUUGAGAGGUCUAUCAGAUCCAAACUGACCGACACACUCGAGCCGGUCCACUUAGAGGUCCACAAUGAAAGCCACAUGCACGCUGUGCCCCCUGGCUCUGAAUCCCAUUUCCGUGUCCUGGUUGUCAGCUCCCAGUUUGAGGGUCUGUCAUUGAUAAAGCGCCACCGUCUGGUUAAUGAGGCUUUGAAGAAGGAGUUGAGUAGCUGUGUUCAUGCACUAUCUAUCCAGGCAAAAACUCCUGAGCAGUGGAGAAGUAACCCCUCCCUGGCUAAGAGUCCGCCUUGCAUGGGAGGCUCGAGGGGAGAUCACACAGUGGAGGAGAAACUGAAGGCCGGGCGGGAGUAAAGGGUUGGACUAUGAAGCUGUCGGACUGAACUGUGAAGAAGGCAGGUGAAUGCUGUAGAAGAGGUGUAAAGAUCAUUGUCGUUAAUGUAAUGGCAGUCAGGAUUCUGUUGUAGAUAUAAAAAAUACAAAAAUGGGUUUUCUGUGGUUAUUCUAUCAUAAUAAAACAUACAUUGUAAACAUUAAAUCAAGGUAUGUUUUAGAGCUACAUUUUGUGCAAUCAAACAAAUGUUACAAUAGCCCGUCGCAAAACAGGUGGUUCGUGGUCGUAGGUAUAUUUUGCACUAGUGUUGAAUUAGUACAAUACUGAGCAAACACUGCAAUUCCGUAGGCUAGUGUGAGGACUUUCCAUAGCAAUGCUGCCGCUCAUAGUUCUUAGUCUCCAUGAUUUCAGAUUGGUGCAGUAAAUAAUGGAACUGUAUUGUCAGAAAAGCUCAUAUUGCCUGAACAAUAAUGGCAUUUACCAGAGGUCAAGAGUGGAUGGUCAUUACUGCAUUGCUGCAAGUGAGUCAAAAUAACAGUAUUCUUAGAAUAAAAAAACCUAAAAACA